This is a messenger RNA of Paramuricea clavata, 435 nucleotides long. The record is from the annotation of a GenBank genome assembly. NCBI's taxonomy places the organism in Eukaryota, Metazoa, Cnidaria, Anthozoa, Malacalcyonacea, Plexauridae.
AUGUUUGCUGACGACACUACUAUGUCUGCAUGUGCUCACUAUUUGGACAUUUCUUCGAUGAAUGAUGGUUUAAAUCGUGACCUUCAUGCCUUUAAUGAAUGGUCGUUGCAAAAUAAAAUGUUCAUAAAUGCACGAAAAACAAACUCCAUGCUUGUGACUGGAAAAAGGAUACCAAAGAAGUUGGACUCACAGAAUCACUCAUGUCUGCAGCUCAAGAUAGAUGGCGUUGAUGUCAGCGAUGUUGCCUCGAAAAAACUUUUAGGAAUUACCUUUGAUUCUAAAAUGAGUUAUGAAACGCAUGUCGAGGAACUAGCAAAGAAGAUUUCAAAACGAUUAGGAUUGCUUACAGUAAACAUAUCAGUCCUUAUCUCAAGCAACAUCAACGAGAAACAUUUUAUACUUGCGUUAUCAAGCCCACUCUCGUGUACGCGGUAG